Messenger RNA from Protopolystoma xenopodis, 324 nucleotides. Lineage: Eukaryota; Metazoa; Platyhelminthes; Monogenea; Polystomatidea; Polystomatidae. The record is from the annotation of a GenBank genome assembly.
GCCUUGCCAGCUCUUCUAGGACAGGGAGGUACAACCAACUCGGGGGGCCCGGCCCGGUCAUCACACAAUUUUUCACAUCAUCCUGGCAACCAACACGCCGACACGGCGACUGUUCACAGCAGCACCAGCUCCAAUUCGGUUGGCAACUCUGGCAACCUGCAAGCAGGACAAACCCAGCCAUUACUCCCACAACCAGCUGGUCAAAUGGCUCCGGGUAGCGGGUUUGCUGUUUUUCCAGUGAGUGUGUGGAGUCAGGAAAGAGUAUUGCGCAAAUUCACAGUUGACGGUUAUCAAAAUCAAUUAAUGUUUUGGCCACAUCAUUAA